AUGGAGCAUCAGUACUUCUGCAUCGAGGCCGCAUGGCUGGAGGUGGCUGCAGCUGGCAUUUGCUCGCGCAACGGAAUCAUCUUGAAGGAUGCCAUCGCCAAGGCAGAGAAGGGCAUACCGGUUCAGAUUAAAAAUGACUCCGCCUCGACUCUGCACAACCUCAUCCGGACGACGCACGCCUCGCUGGAGCAGGCCUGUGAGCGAUACUUACACCAGAAUGCGUGGAGUCUUCGACUCACUCGAGCAAGCAAACCAACACCUGCUGUGGAGGCCCUCAACGAGGCGGAGCGCGCGUCCUGUCGCGAACUGGUGGUGCGCAUUGCCAUAACAGGUGCCCUGACGCACUACCAGCGCUGUACACGCAAGUGCAUCUUGCAGAACACCGCCUCGCUCUCUUCGUCCUCGUUUCAGCCGGCUACCACUGCGAGCAAGACCAGGCAGGGUAACAGUGUGACGGACGAGGAACUGGAACGGAGUUUGCAGACGACGCUUUUGAAGGGGCUUCUUUACGCCUUCGAGUCUUUUCAGGAGUGCCACUCCAUGAACCGCGAUCACUAUCCUCCACGCGUGGACAGCAACACUCCGGGCACAGUCGGCUGGGACACACUUGUGCUGCUAUACCUGGUUCACCGCAUUCCGCAAGUCGCCCGCCAUGCGAGUGGCAGAGCCAUUGACGAUUCCAUAGGACAGGUUGUACGAACGUGGCGCAAGCUUUUGGUCGCACUCCAGUCUGUGGACGCCCACGAAGCUCCCGAGCACUCGCGACGUCGUGGGGCCCUCUCCCUAGUGAAUGGUCUCCUCAUCAUUUUGUUUCAGCGCUACAACACCCACCAGUGCGCCGUGCUCUUGGGUGCUGUGGAGCAUGCUGAAAAGGUUGCUGAGUCAUCGCAAGAGCCUGCACGCUCCAUCUUGCACCCGUCGCGGCACAUGGUGUCAGAGGUGGUCACCUAUCACUACUAUCAAGGUCGGAUGCGCUUGUACGAGCGGAAGUUCGACGAGGCCCACCGCAUUUUGCGGAUCGCUUACACGCUUUUGCCGCCCGCAGGGUUCGGCAAUGAGCCGCAGCGCCUCAACAAGGAGCGGGUGCGCUUCUUUCUCUCCGUGGCCGGUGUGGCGAAUGGGCGGCGCAUUCCAGCUGAUAUUCUGCGCGCUGACGAGGAUCUGCUCCCGCUCCUGUUCGGUGCCUUGACCGCAGCCAUUGAGCGAGGCGACCCGGUGUGCUUCUCUGCUGCCCUCGACACCUAUGCCUCGACAUUCCAUCGCCGUGGCGUGUACCUAAUCCUGCAGCAGGCAAAGAUCCUGUGCUAUCUGAUGGUGGUCGCCCGUGUGCACGCCGCCAUGGCUGGAAUUCCGGACGUCGACAACAGUCGUAUUACAAUUCCAGCGUUACUGACCGCGUACACUUAUAUUACCACCGAGGAGCAGCAGAGUGGAAAGGCGUCCGCGGCGUUGAAGAAGCGUUCACGAGACGACGAGGCUGUAUCCCCAGUUGCUGAAGCCCGCAUGGCGGAGAGCGUUAUGGAUGAAGACCGCAUGGCACUCUGGAUUGCAAAACUUAUUGCGCGUGGAUAUGUGCGUGGAUACUACUCGCACGAGCACAGAACGCUAGUCGUGUCCAAGAAAGUCCCGUUCCCUCUCUUAGAAGAAGAAGCGUGA
This is a messenger RNA of Leishmania braziliensis MHOM/BR/75/M2904, 1656 nucleotides long. RefSeq lists its product as hypothetical. The record is from RefSeq and is a predicted model, not a curated record. Bases 1 to 1656 code for a protein of 551 amino acids. NCBI's taxonomy places the organism in Eukaryota, Euglenozoa, Kinetoplastea, Trypanosomatida, Trypanosomatidae. Gene Ontology annotation, cellular component: transcription export complex 2. Gene Ontology annotation, molecular function: double-stranded DNA binding; RNA binding. The transcript has a single exon. Gene Ontology annotation, biological process: poly(A)+ mRNA export from nucleus; post-transcriptional tethering of RNA polymerase II gene DNA at nuclear periphery; transcription elongation by RNA polymerase II.